Molecule: messenger RNA, 945 nt
Organism: Anopheles moucheti
Lineage: Eukaryota; Metazoa; Arthropoda; Insecta; Diptera; Culicidae
Product: aprataxin-like
Exons: 4
Coding region: 158-727 (189 amino acids)
Biological process (GO): single strand break repair; double-strand break repair
Cellular component (GO): nucleus
Molecular function (GO): DNA 5'-adenosine monophosphate hydrolase activity; single-stranded DNA binding; mismatched DNA binding
Source: RefSeq, a predicted model, not a curated record
UUGAGCGAUAUAUUGUGGCACUGGGCCCUUUGCAAUGUGAACAGUUUAGUUAGGAACGAAGUAUGAAUUGAAUAGGAGAUAAUCCAUUGGAACCAGGAAUUGGGGGCUUUGACGUUUCUUCUUGACCGAUGAGGAGCAGUUCUUCGCCAGUUCGUAAAUGGCAUCUCAAGCCUGGGCCGAUGGGCUAAUUCAUGCGAUAAACAACAAAGCAAAGCAAUUAUUCGUUUCGGAUUUGGCCGUAGUCAUAAAGGAUAAAUAUCCCAAGGCUCUUCAUCACUUCUUAGUACUGCCCUGGAAGGACAUCGAUUCCGUCUACGAUCUUUCUGCCGAAGACAAUGUAUUGUUGCAAGAUAUGUAUGAGCUCGGAAUGAAAGCCGUCGGAACAAGUGGAUUGGCACCUGAUCGGUUCGAUUAUGGCUAUCAUAUGAAACCCUCCAUGAGGCGCUUACAUUUACACAUCAUCUCAAAGGAUUACCAUUCGCCGUGCCUGUCCCAUCGUUACCAUUGGAACGCAUUUAACACGGAGUUCUUAAUCAAGCAUGAAUAUGUUAUAGAAAAACUACACGAACGGGGAAGUGUAGAUCGCCCUUCUAUGCAGUACAUUAUGCAGCUGCUUGAAACACCAUUGCAAUGUAAUCAAUGUUCGUUUAGACCGAAAAAAUGGGCUGACCUCAAACUGCACCUACAACAACACGUGGAAACAGGAUUCGACAGUACAGCUAGCUGAGACCGAUGCAGAUAGAGAAUAACGCAUUUCGAUGCAGCUGUUCCUUGGAGCUCAAGAGUCUUUAACUCUGUUAGAGAGGUUCGAGGCCAGAAUGAUGUACAGAUUUGUUGAUCGAGCUGGCACGGGGAUAAUUUCUCUGUGGUAAAUUUUAUGAACGAGCCAAAUUGCCGAUAAUUCGUCAAAGUGCUCCUCAAAAUAGAACUAAAAAGAAACUUGUU